UCUCCGCUUGUCAGCCUGUAUUCUUUGCAACCAGGCUACAUCAUCAUACAACAUAAUCUCCGAUAAGAAGUACCACCACCACCACAACCCCUCUUCCACCCCCUCACUCCCAAACCCACCCGGGCGCAUUUCCUUCGUCAUGUCAUUUCCUUCACUGGACGGCAACGAGCCACUCCCUGGCCGUCCCAGAACCGCUUCUACCACGCGAGCUUCACGUGGAGACUCUAGGAGGAAAUCCAUUUCAUUCAAUAUCGGCGGUUCCGAAUCCCUGCCUCCCAGUCGCUCGGCAAGUGUCUCGGAUCGCAGGCGUUCGCCUUCACAGGUGCCUACGGAGAGGGAGGCUAGACCUGCUACUGCUGCUGUUAGCCGUGGUCCAUCCCCUCCUCCGCCCAAGACCUACGAACGAGGCGUCUCCUUCGAUACCUUUGAUAAUCCCGACGCGGCAGAUUUCUCCUUGACACUGAACUACAAACACAAAGGGUACCAGAGUACGCGGCGCAGUCGGACAUUUCUCUGCGGCACAGAUCAGAACGAUUAUUCUGACUUCGCGCUCGAGUGGCUCAUCGAUGAGCUGGUGGAUGAUGGCGACGAGAUCGUCUGUCUCCGUGCGGUGGAAAAGGACUCCAGUAUUGCGAGUGACGCUGCAGUCGAGGCGGGAAAAUACCGGAAGGAAGCAGAGAAGUUGUUCGAACAAGUGAUUCAGAAGAACACCCAGAAUGAGAAAGCGAUCAGCUUGGUUCUGGAGUUGGCUGUCGGCAAGGUCCAGGACAUUAUACAACGCAUGAUCAGGAUCUACGAACCCGCUAUCCUCAUUGUGGGCACGAGGGGCCGUAAUCUAGGUGGCAUGCAAGGAUUGCUGCCAGGCUCCGUCUCGAAGUACUGCUUACAGCAAUCGCCGAUUCCUGUUAUUGUGGUGCGACCUACCACCAAGAGGGAGAAGAAGAAGAAGAAGCGUCUCGCAGACCCCUCCCGGCGCAACUACAAUAAUAUACUGGAAAUGAGUGAGCGGCGAGGAAGUCACAUCUUCGAUAGAAGCUCCAGCAGAGACAGCAGUGUGUCAAAGCUGCCUGACGAGGAGGCUGCUGUGGCUGCUGCUCUCGGUCUGCCUUCAACUUACACUCACUCACGGAGCUCGCUCUCCACGUCGGAGCGAAGCAGCGUCAGUCAUGACGAGUCUCCCUCGCCCCUGGGCUCACCUGAUGCUGCUUCCCGAAGCCCUCUUGGCGGGAGCGUGGAGAACUCCGAGAUCGACACCGGGUCAGAUGAUGAGCCUACCGUAUCGCACGUGGAGAAUCACAGCGACGGGACUUUGUCACCAAAACAGGCGUCUGAGACGCAAGAGGUCCCAGGAUUGUCUGAGGUCGAUGCAGGCGCAUUCACGUCCAGCAUGAAUGUCCCACUUAUCGUAACCGAAGACUCUCCUCCAGGCGGCACAGAAAAGCAAAACGAUUGAGCGAGAAGAGCCAUACCGA
Molecule: messenger RNA, 1472 nt
Organism: Aspergillus piperis CBS 112811
Lineage: Eukaryota; Fungi; Ascomycota; Eurotiomycetes; Eurotiales; Aspergillaceae
Product: universal stress protein family domain protein
Exons: 2
Coding region: 140-1453 (437 amino acids)
Source: RefSeq, a predicted model, not a curated record